Cataglyphis hispanica is the source of this 1271-nucleotide messenger RNA. RefSeq names its product NAD-dependent protein deacylase-like. The transcript has 5 exons. The coding region runs from base 18 to 956 and encodes 312 amino acids. The record is from RefSeq and is a predicted model, not a curated record. Gene Ontology annotation, molecular function: protein-succinyllysine desuccinylase activity; NAD+ binding; protein-malonyllysine demalonylase activity. NCBI's taxonomy places the organism in Eukaryota, Metazoa, Arthropoda, Insecta, Hymenoptera, Formicidae.
CUUUGACAGCUAUCGCGAUGACAUCUCGUGGCUGUACGUCAGCUGUUCGUUUCCAAUACGUGAUUACUCGCAAGAAUUGUUAUGCUCACGAUUAUUUGCAAGAAUUGUUAAUUACUUUACUAUCGCGGGAAUAUACAGGGCAAGCGUACAUGCAUAACGUCAUGAAAUCCUUUCGCGAGGCCCUCUCGAACGCGAAUAACAUUCUGAUUUUAACCGGUAGCGGUAUUUCCGCGGAAUCCGGCGUGCCAACUUUUAGAGGUGCCGGUGGAUUUUGGCGUAAAUAUCAAGCGCAAAAUCUCGCGACACCGGAGGCCUUCGCGACGAACCCCUCGUUAGUGUGGGAAUUUUACGAAUAUCGCAGACAAUUAGUGAGCAAAGUUAAGCCGAAUAAGGCGCACGAAACUAUUGCGGAAUUUCAAAAACGCAAAAUAGCAGAGGGUAAAAAUGUAUCAAUUGUCACGCAGAAUAUAGAUGGAUUACAUCAAAAAGCUGGAGCACAGGAUGUAGUGGAGUUACAUGGUUCCCUUUAUAGAACACGUUGUACCAAAUGUCAUAAUAUUGCCAUUAAUGAGAAUAUUCCUAUCUGUCCAGCAUUGGCAGGAAAAGGAUCUCCUGACCCGAACAUUAUGUCCUCUGAUAUUCCAAAAGAAGAAUUACCGCAUUGUGAAAUCAAAGAUUGUGGAGCUUUGCUGCGGCCAGAUGUCGUAUGGUUUGGUGAACAGCUAGACGAAAAUAUACUGCAAAAGGCUUAUGACAUUGUUGAAAGUUGCGACGCUUGCUUGGUCAUUGGAACUUCAGCAAUCGUAUAUCCAGCAGCAAUGUUUGCACCGCAAGUUGCGCGACGUAAAGUACCGGUAGCAGAAUUCAAUAUAGAAGAAACGCCAGCCACGAGACAAAUGCAAUACCAUUUUCAAGGCCCCUCUACUACUACUGUGACAGAAGCAUUGGUGCCUUAAAAGAGUUGAAAUACAUAAUACGCACAAAAUAUGACCAUUAAUCUGUUUUUCGUAGUAUAAAAUAUUGAUUACCUUACAAUAACACACUUCUGUAUUCAAUCCAAGAUGAUUUAAGUAGUCCAACCAUAAUUUUUGUUUGGUUGACAAUGAAUCGCCCGGACCCUUUACCUCUACAAUUUUGUACUGAAAAAAUAAUACAUUUAAUUGCAUUUUGAUGCAAUUUACGUUUGAUAAAAUAUAAGACCGUUUCUCGAAUAUAAUAUAUAUAAGCUUUUAAAAUUAUGUACAUAGAAAAAUAAACUUACUUGUUUUGUA